CAAUUCUCUUCCUCCAUGGCUUCCGUCUCCUCCUUACCCGCCUUCGCCAUCUCCGACUACCGCACCCGCAGCCGCGUCCCCGCCCGAAGCCGAUCCUAUCCGAACUCCGGAAUUUCCGGUCCCGGCGCCGGUCUAGAUAGCCUCGGCCGUGCCGCCGCCUCUUCCCGCCUCUUGAAUCCAUGGCACCGCCGCGGUGAUUGGAAUCUCGGCCCGGUCCGGGCGGAAUCGCCUGAUAUCAAGAAGACGGAGCGGGAACCGAUGGUCCCCCCUUAUAAUGUACUCAUCACGGGUUCGACCAAAGGAAUUGGAUAUGCACUUGCAAGGGAAUUUCUAAAGGCAGGUGAUAAUGUCUUAAUAUGCUCAAGAUCAGUUGAACGCGUUGAAUCAGCAAUUCAGAGCUUGCGCAAGGAAUUCGGAGAGCAUCGUGUGUGGGGAACUGCAUGUGAUGUCAGAGUAGCAAAGGAUGUCAAAGCUCUGGUUGCUUUUGCACGUGAAACGAUUGGUUACAUUGAUAUAUGGAUUAACAAUGCUGGAUCAAAUGCAUACAGUUUCAAACCAUUGGCCGAAACUUCUGAUGAGGAUCUUAUGGAAGUUGUCACCACAAAUACUCUUGGUUUGAUGAUUUGUUGCCGUGAGGCAAUAAACAUGAUGCUAAACCAGCCUCGAGGUGGUCAUAUAUUCAACAUUGAUGGAGCAGGUUCAGAUGGAAGGCCAACACCACGAUUUGCUGCAUAUGGUGCAACCAAGCGCAGUGUUGUGCACCUUACAAAGUCCUUGCAGGCAGAGUUGCAGAUGCAAGAAGUGAAAAAUGUUAUGGUGCACAACCUGUCGCCUGGUAUGGUAACUACUGAUCUUCUUAUGUCCGGAGCCACAACAAAACAGGCCAAAUUUUUUAUCAAUAUAUUAGCCGAGCCGCCUGAUGUGGUUGCUGCAUUCCUUGUUCCAUCCAUCAGAUCAGUCCCUAGCAGUCAAUCCAUGAAGCCCACCUACAUUCGAUUUCUCACGGGCUUCAAAGCUUACUCCCAAAUCUUUUCAAGACUUGCUUUUGGUGCACGACGGAACAGAUAUCUCGUCGAAGAUUGAAUGACUUGGCUAGCUUGUGCCCUUACCGAUCUGUCGGCGUAAAAAGAACAAGUAGCGGAACUGCACGCUUCUGCAAUUGUUUGAUUCGGUAUAGUAUUUGAAUUUGCAAAAUACUUUGAACGCCAAAUCUAUGCAAGUGUACCAGCAUCUUGAAGGGAGAUUUCUCUAACCCCAAGCUUAAGAAUGAUCCUCUCAGGGAAAAAGCAGCACCUCAGUAUCUAAAAUGUAAAUUCCCACUGUUCAUGUCAAAUCAAUGUAAGUACUCUGUUUACAAAAGUUAGGUUUGGUGAGUGAUGGCAUAUUUCAAAUCUUGAUAAUGUUAAUUUUUUCUGCAAUCAUUCAUCACUUUGCUAAUACAAUCCACAUUCGUGUUUUAA
This is a messenger RNA of Musa acuminata AAA Group (dessert banana), 1460 nucleotides long. RefSeq names its product chlorophyll(ide) b reductase NOL, chloroplastic-like. The transcript has 14 exons. The coding region runs from base 16 to 1083 and encodes 355 amino acids. Gene Ontology annotation, biological process: chlorophyll catabolic process; PSII associated light-harvesting complex II catabolic process. Gene Ontology annotation, molecular function: chlorophyll(ide) b reductase activity. Lineage: Eukaryota; Viridiplantae; Streptophyta; Magnoliopsida; Zingiberales; Musaceae. The record is from RefSeq and is a predicted model, not a curated record.